UUAUGCUGUGAUUAACUUUUAGAAAUAUUACGUAGCCUAUAUUUAGGCUGUUUAUUUUUCUAAACAAUUAAAUAUAUUGACUUUUUGAGUUUACCAUGCUAAAUACUGUUCAUAUCAACGACUGGCGUCUUCUUCUGUACAUUUUACUGCGAGGUAAUUUACUGUACCCAACAGGUGUGUCGCGUGGAAGCACUUCCUGUUGAACUUCGUUGUAAGAGUGUCUCGCUAUGGCUACAGAAGAGCUGGAUAAAAUGAAUGUUAUUACAGACUUGUCAAACAAGGCCAUAGAGGAGUAUGAAGGCCUGCAGAGGAAGCAUGAGACCGCAACCAUGGAGUGCAAGAGGCUGGAGGAGGAGAGAGACGAAGCCAUCAAGAAGCUCAAUGAAUUCCAGCAAGUUUCUCAGCUGGUCAUUGAAGAGGUUAAUGCCAUUCAGGAAAACUUGGAGAUCGAGAGGACGUGUAGGGAAGGCGCUGAAGCCCUGGCCUCUAAGUUAAACCGUCAGAACUGCUCUCUGAAGAGGAAAAGCAUGAUGUUGCUGUCCCACCUUAGCCCAGAGACCAUCACUGAGAUCAACCUUGAGGAUGAAAAAGAUGAGGAGGAGGAGGAGGAAAGUGAUGAACUAGCCAAGGUCUGCCUCUCCCCGCAGUGCCCGUCCAUCAUCUCAGACCUUCAAAGUCAAUUGGAAUUCACACUGAAGGAGAAAAAUCAAGCAAUGUUGGAUCUUGAGGCAGCGAGAGAUCAACUGAAGCAUACCAGAGAGGAGCUGCUGAAAGAGAAACAUGAUAACACUGUUUUAAUUGCUGAGACAUUGCAGCAGAAGAAGCUCCUGGGCAAAUAUAACAGAGUGUCUCACUUUGCUGUGGAGGAAUUUGAAACCUUGGAGGACGCCCUGAGCUUGGAGCAGGACCUGAGAACAGAGGCCGAGAAGUUUGCCAGAGCGAUGUUGGUUGAGCAAAAGCAGCUAAAGAGACAGAGUCAGAUCCUGAUGCAGAGUUCCUUGCCCAGUCAAGCUCUACAGGAAGCCCUCAGCCAGGUCACCAGACUGACCAAAGAUCUGGAGUCCCAGAGGCUUGAGCACCAAGAUCAGAUAAAGCAGACGGAGGAAAGGCUGAGGAGCUGUGAGGCUCAGAAGGAUCUGACAGCAUUGAGGCGUAAACUAGAGCUUAUGGAGGAGGAGAAGAUGGAUUAUCUUGACAAGUUCUCCAAGGCUGCUGUGGAGGUCAAAGAUCUGCGCUUCACAGUUGAAGAGCUCCAGAAGAAGCUGCAGGCAGCCAUUAACCCACCCCCAGCACCAGCACCACCACCUCCCCCACCACCUCCUCCUCCCCCGGCCCCAGCACCCCCAACCUCCAACCCACUCAGUUCACUAUUGUCAUUGAUCCGGAAGAGAAGAAACAUUAGUACUGACAUCCCAUUGGUGGACAAAGACUCUGCUGAGACACCAGGGGUGGACGUCAGGCAGCAGGCCGUGGACGAAAUGAUGCAAAGGAUCAAGAAAGGUGUUCAACUUCGACCUGUUACUCACUCACCCACCAGAACCAGAACCAGAAGACAGAUGGAGAGGCUGCCCUCUAAUUCUGCCUAUCAGGAACUUAAAGGAAUCAUGGAGAGUUUCAAUAGAACCUCCCACCAACCAAAGACAGUGGCUCCAGCAACAAACGACAAAAACGAGGAGCUGCAGAGGAUCCUGCUGAGACGGCGGGAUGCCCUGGAGUCCUAACACUUUACCAGUCACAAUUGCGUCCUCUCCCCUGUGCCGGGAAAGCUGCCACCCUUCCACCUGUUAAGACUGGAUGCGGGCAACGGAAGAACAAGUGACAUAAAAUCAAUAUCCAGGAUUUAUUUCAGACAGUGCAUUGAAAUCAAUAAUUUGCCUGCACUAUGAGCAGUUAGAAAUACAGUUACAUGGUUCCUAUGUAGUUUCCACAUGAGGGGAAAAAAAGAUCGACGCAGGCAUUCUGUUUGUGAUUCCAGUCGGAGAUUACACAGCAGCAGUGUAUCAGUGAAUUAUAUUGAGGCCAUUUAAUUUCAGUGAAAUGAAAGACGUGCAUCCCACACUGCCUUUUCAGGGUUCAUUCAGCUCUUUUUGUAAUACUGAAGGUGAAGCCGAAUUUAUUGUUUGCACUGUGAGGAACAGUCCCACAGGUUCUGCAGCCUUGAGCUUCUGCCAAAGGGAAGUAUGUCUGUGAAUUGUUCUGUCUGAACCAAUGUUAACCUUGUAGCCCCCCAGUGAGCAAUUACAAGCCACUGUGACACAUUUUGUUUCUACCGUUCCAUGAACACACCCCUACCUUCUCAGGACGGCAUUUCAUGGAGGGCACAGCCACAUCCUUUAGACAUAUCACUUCAAGGAUUUAGGACAAAUAAGGGGGCAGUUUUUUAAGCUCUUCAGGUUUUGUGGGAUUUCAAACCAAAACUGCUUCAAAAACAACAUACCACACACACAUCAGUGAAUGUGUGUUGUGACAUUGAGAAUCCGGUUUGAAUUUACAUUCGUUACAUUCCUGGAUUUCAUUCCUUUUCAUGUUUUGAACAGUAAAAAGACUUGGAAGAGAAAAGCUGCCCAGUUUACAAUGUGAUCUACAUAAAGAGACAUUUUUAUAGAACAUGUGUCCAGUCAUAGCAUGUUUAUACUGACAACACAGUUCAGUUCUCAUAAUAUAGAUUCAUGUUGUAAUGGUUCUGUACAGAAAAGCAAAGUUAGCAAGUUGUUUUUUUAACAGUGUUAAUGGGUCUGGAUCUUUUGUGAAGUGUAUUUUGUUUUGUUCCUCUGUUCUUAUAUAUAUAUAUAUAUAUAUAUAUAUAUAUAUAAAACAUAAUAAUAUUAACUUUAGACGAGGAUGGAUCGCCUCUCAGGGCCACCUUCAGAAAUAUUUUUUCCUUUCUACAAAAGUAUCUCUGAUUGGUCUAACACUCCAGCUGCUUGAGUAGUGUACAGACUGGUUAAGUAUCUGUAUGUUCAGUUUAAACUCAAGGUCUCAGUUUAGCUCCACAUUCAAUUUAAAUCUCCUCUCUGGAUUGUUGAUGACAUACAUGUCCAAUUUACUUUAUUUUUCAUAAUUAGUUAGUCAAAUGAUUGUGUAUAAAAUAUAUGUAUCUAAAAAAUGUUGGUUACUGUUGGAUACAUUUCUACUAUGGACUUGUGUGUGACUUUAAGGUCUUUGCAUGAGAGACAGCUUUUUUACAAUAUGUGGAACUGUAUACAUUUUUGGUGAUCAUAUUCUGUUUUAUAUAAUGAACCAAAAAAUUAAAGGACUGUGAUUUAUCACGUUUUUUCUCAAAAGACUUCAGAAAUGCAGGACACUUCAGCACAGACUGGUUUGUUACAGUUUCAAAGGGCCUUAAGCUGGAUUUUACCUUUAAGCCUUAGAGGUGUGUGUUAGUCAGGUAUGGAGCAGAGGAUCAGACUGUGCCCUUUGAAAAAUCACAAUGACUGUGCCGGUGAUUUAAUCACAAUGGAGGGCUGCUUGCGUGUUAUUUUGUUUUCCUUCGACACCUGCCCAAAUUUCCCAGACACUUCCUUUAGUGAGGAGGGAUUGAAACAUGAGAGCUGUGAACUGUGGGUAAUGUCCAUCACCUUUUGUGUAGCUGCUGUUAAUUAAAGCUCAGGCUUCGUUUAGCACUAAGGUGCAAUUUCCAGCUCCAAAUCCUCCCCCCCCCCAAAAGAGUGUGGAGGAAAUGUCAUUAUGGCUCAAAGUCUCUCUCUAACCUGAUUCAUCGGCAGCAGCUUCAAAGACUGCUCUCUGUCUUCCACACCAUUAUUUGCUCCGCGCUACACUGGACCAAAUGUCGCACAGGAAGUCACACUCUAAUUUUAUUUAGCAGAAGAUUAAGUCACAACAGAGGCUGCCGUGAAACAGGAAAUGGUCUGUUAGGAGAUUCAGCAAACUAAUUGUUUUCACAGAGAGCAAAUUUGUCUUUUGCUCCUCCACCUUCUCAUAACAAAAGUAGUAUGAGGACAUCUGAAAUCUGGACAAUAUCUUAAGAGUAAAAUCAAAAAAGACGAGAAGGCCUCUGUAUUGAUUUAUGUCUCUGCCUUAUCAUAUCCUCUAUAUCUAAUUAGCUUCUUCUAGUUGAGGCCAUCCUGGCACAGCUCAAUAGUUUGCCAACAUACAAUAUAGUCUUUGAUUCAGAGGAGUGUCCUUUGAAUCUGUUGCCUCCCUCUUCCCGUCCUUAGCAGAAGCAAAGUCAAUGACCAGCUCAAUUCCUUCCUACGCCAUCUGCUCCAGCUCCAGACUCGCUGAUGUUGAUUGACGGACGGUGCACACACUGCCGAUGAUGGCAAAACAUGUAAUUACACCAACCAUGCUGUGUCCUUUUCUUCCCUUCAGCCUGUCCUCCAUUCUCAGCUCUUCGGCCUCUUCCUUGUCAUCGGCCUGGGAAAUAUAAUGUUUUGUUGUUUUUGUAUUUUUGUGCCUUCAGGGACCAGCAAUUAGGGAGGUUCUGUUAGUGUUUUUUGGAAACACUUAAUUUGACCUAUUUUGUUAGUCAUUUCAUUUAUUUUCCCCAAACACAGUAAUUGCCUGCUGGGGAGCCUCAGAAGAGACGCUGCUGUGUGUCCAGCCUGCACGUUUCAUUGAUUAGAGGUUGUCUUCAGUCGCAACACUUAGUGCAACACUGAGUGUGAGCUCCCAGCAACCCAAGAAACCACAAACAGCAGAAGAACUAUCAGUGUUAGUUUGUGUUAUUUUACCGAUGAAGUCAACUUGAAAUAUUAAGAAAAAUGUAUCGCCUGGAAACACUAUUUGAAAUAGAACUUAAUGUCGAUCGUGGUAAUGUAAGUGAAAAGAUUUAUACAAGAAAUAGAUAGACCUGUCGGGUUUGCUUUAACAGUGAACAGAAUAUCUUCAGUCUAAAUGUUUAAUUCCAGCCUUAAACAUUGAAGCAGGAAUGUAUUGGAGCGUCAGCUUGGCCAUGUCAGCCAGAUUCUGUGUGUUUUAAGAGAAAGGAGCAGUGAAUGAGGGAUAACUCACUUGACAGGCCUAUUGAUGCAGCUGUAUGUGGCUGGUACACAAAGCACUUGUGAAACUCCUCCAUUUCUCACCAUAUACAAGCAGCCUCCUUUCCAUGGCUGCAGGCCGGGGCGGAAAGAUGCUCGUCCAGCCUCUCCGCUCCCGUCUUUACAUGCUGACAGAAUCACUUCCUCCAGGAACUGAGGAGCUAUGAGAGGGGUCAGCGUGGGGGGCUGACCAGUAAUGAAGAGGCCUUUACCUCACCACGUCCUGAACAGACAGGAGGCAGGCUUUGUUGAACAACACCGACACAGCUCUGUAUGUGUGUUUGUGUGUGAGUGAAUGUGUGUUUCUGGCAUUUAUCCUCCCACAGCUUACAGCCUUUUAUUAACCAGUUUUGUUAAAGCGCAGCACUUCAAUGGCACAAAUGAAUACAAUGAAUAAGGGAUUAUUUGUACUUUAUUGGAAUUGUUUCUGUUUGAAUUUGCUAAUAUAUUGUUGAGUAUUUUCCUUAUGUAUAUAUAAAUCCGCAGCUGUCCAUUUUAUGUAUUUAAUUUUGUCACGUCUAUAACUUCAUAUCGAUGAGUGAAUAUUACGGUCAUAUUUAGUCUAAAUUCCAGUGGAGAAUUUUUAAGUCAUUUAAAAUGAUUAGUUCUCUACCAGGUAUCCUUAAGGGGUCUGAAAUAGUCAGAGCCUUGUUUUAAAAGGUGAAAAAUCUUGUUUGUAAAUGAUCUACAUGUUUCUGAGGACACAACCAAAGAAGGCCACAGGCAGACAUAUUGAUGCAAAGUAAAUGUGGGAACUUUUUUUGUACCUUGACUUUUAUGUAAAAAAAAAAAAAAAAAA
Molecule: messenger RNA, 5799 nt
Organism: Labrus bergylta (ballan wrasse)
Lineage: Eukaryota; Metazoa; Chordata; Actinopteri; Labriformes; Labridae
Gene: shtn1
Product: shootin 1
Biological process (GO): neuron projection morphogenesis; positive regulation of neuron migration
Cellular component (GO): cytoplasm; cell leading edge; axonal growth cone
Molecular function (GO): actin binding
Source: RefSeq, a predicted model, not a curated record